This is a messenger RNA of Charadrius vociferus (killdeer), 171 nucleotides long. RefSeq names its product serine palmitoyltransferase, small subunit A (gene SPTSSA). Lineage: Eukaryota; Metazoa; Chordata; Aves; Charadriiformes; Charadriidae. Gene Ontology annotation, molecular function: serine C-palmitoyltransferase activity. Gene Ontology annotation, biological process: ceramide biosynthetic process. The record is from RefSeq and is a predicted model, not a curated record. Gene Ontology annotation, cellular component: serine palmitoyltransferase complex. Bases 1 to 171 code for a protein of 56 amino acids. The transcript has 2 exons.
AUGAGCACGCAGGAAUGUAGUUCAAAGGCUCAGGUGUCGGUGUGGGUGGUAGCAGGAGGAACAAUAGAUUCCAUGCUAGUUUCCAUUGUUGGAAUGGCACUCUACACGGGCUAUGUGUUCAUGCCUCAGCACAUCAUGGCAAUAUUGCACUACUUUGAAAUUGUGCAGUGA